AUGGCCCCGAAUGCUCCUAUUCCCAAAGCGAGACGGAGCGAGACCCCGCGAGUUCGAGACCUUCCGAAUGUCGCCAGCCCUCGGCCCAAAAGGGGCGCUCGUGCAUUCCAACAGGCGCACCCUGGACAGGCAAUGAUCCUCUCGACUCUGAAUCGCCUGACUUGCCUGGUCUUUGGCAAUUCGGGCCGGCAUGUUGGCCUUGACCGAUCGAGUCGCUUCGCCCUCCUGAUAGGCGCCACUGGCAGUUGA
Penicillium canariense is the source of this 249-nucleotide messenger RNA. RefSeq lists its product as uncharacterized. The coding region runs from base 1 to 249 and encodes 82 amino acids. Lineage: Eukaryota; Fungi; Ascomycota; Eurotiomycetes; Eurotiales; Aspergillaceae. The record is from RefSeq and is a predicted model, not a curated record. The transcript has a single exon.